CGGAAAAGUGCGCGGAGGACGCAGAGAGGGACAAGAGGGUGCGCCGGAGCCCUCGUCACGCCCGCAUGCCCAACGUGCAGUCUCCGGGUGUUCAGCUGAUCGCGAGUUCUGUGAUUCCCGACGUCGUAACGAGCAUAGUGCGCUGCGUUCGCAGCACAUGCCGUGAAGGAUCAUCCCCUGGGACCUGACCCGAGGAACCUGACCAAGUUAGACCACCCCAAUUGUGUCCGUGGUAACCCCGUUCGCGAUGUCACGGUGAUAGCCGGGUGUACAGCUUUGGAGAACCUUUUCCUCCACCCAUCCCCACUUGGUCGCCCCUUUUUCAUCCGAUCUCGUGUCAAUAAAGCGCGGAAGGAGUCCGGAAGGAAGAGAUAGGACAGUGGCCAGCCUUGCGGCGUGUAACCACACGUUUCAUGCACCUCUGAUCCACCUGAUGUCGGUGAUCGUCGGUAGGGUGGACUGAGGCACCAGGACUAGCCGCUCCUCAUUGCAGGCCAGUUAGGAGUAGCACUGUUGGCCACGCUCCAUACUUAGGACAGGCUUGUUUAGGAUGGCCAACGAAAGGACACAGAGACCUUACAGAACAUCGUUGCCAGUCCCGGGUAAUUCGGAAGUGAAUCUCUGCUCGGUGCUGUCACUGGGCAAGGAUCUCAGCAAGAUCACCAUGCCGGUUAUUUUCAACGAACCACUUUCCUUCCUGCAACGGGUAGCGGAGUUCAUGGAGUACGCGAAGCUGUUAAAGAAAGCGGCUCAAGAGGAGUCUCCCAGUAGAAGGUUACAGUACGUCGCCACUUUCGCUGUCAGUGGUCUUGCCUCCAACUGGGAAAGAUACGGCAAACCCUUCAACCCUUUACUAGGGGAGACUUACGAGUUGGUGCGCGAAGAUUUCCGAAUAGUCUGUGAGCAAGUGUCCCAUCAUCCACCAGUGUCUGCGUUCCACGCAGACGGCGAGGACUUCGUGUUCCAUGGCACCAUUCGGCCAAAGAUGAAGUUCUGGGGCACGUACAUAGAGAUCCACCCGAUAGGCUCUGUCACCGUCAAACUUCCCAAAUGGAAGGAAGCAUACACUUGGGAGAACAUCGACUGUAUACUGCACAACGUGCUGAUGGGCCAGCUGUGGAUGGAGCAUCUAGGGUCCCUAGAGAUCAAACAGAUCGGCGGAGCUAACCUAAAGGCGAGUCUGUCGUUCAAAAGCACCUGCUAUACCGGGAAGGACCUGCACCGUGUCGAGGGCUUCAUAACGGAUCGAGAGAAGAGGAAGCUCGUGUUCCUUUAUGGAAAAUGGACGGAGAGGUUAAAGGCGUGCGAGCCCACGUUGUACGAGGAAGCCUUGGAGAGAGUGAAGCGCGAGGCAAAGAGUCCUCAAGGCAGUCCUGGCCACAAGAAGGUCCUCGCCAAGUUGCACAGCCUCAAGGUCGGAGCCUUCAAACCGUCUCACCAGGUAAAUCUUUUCCAAUCUUGUAAGGAUACAGUUGACGAUCCAUCGACUAGCAUAGAUGCAGAUGACACUCCAACGGUCGACGACAUUCCUAGAUCGAUUACUCUUUGGGAAGCUACACCAAGGCCGACUAAUAGUUCAAUGUAUUAUGACUUCACAACGUUUGCAAUGUCGUUAAAUGAACUGACACCGGAAAUGGAGAAAACGAUAUGUCCGACAGAUUCGAGAUUUAGGCCGGAUAUUAGGAAAUUGGAGAAUGGCGACCAAGAUGGAGCUGCGAGUGAAAAGUCGAGACUGGAGGAAAAGCAACGAGAAUCGCGUAAAGCUAGGAAACAUAAGAAAGAUGACGAAUGGACACCGAGGUGGUUCCGAUUAGAUACGAACUGGUAUACGGAACAAACGGACUGGUUAUACAAAGGUGGCUAUUGGGAUCGUAACUAUUCCAACACGGAAGAUAUAUUUUAAUGAAAGUCUAGGUCCCAAUCC
Messenger RNA from Eufriesea mexicana, 1924 nucleotides. Its product is annotated as oxysterol-binding protein-related protein 2. The transcript has 9 exons. The record is from RefSeq and is a predicted model, not a curated record. The coding region runs from base 551 to 1903 and encodes 450 amino acids. Gene Ontology annotation, cellular component: perinuclear endoplasmic reticulum; cytosol; plasma membrane. Gene Ontology annotation, molecular function: sterol binding. NCBI's taxonomy places the organism in Eukaryota, Metazoa, Arthropoda, Insecta, Hymenoptera, Apidae.